AUGAGCAGUCGAAGUAGCAGCAGUAGCAGUAGCAGUAGCAAUAGCCCACGCCACAGCCACAGCCAUAGCCAUAGCCAUAGCCAUAGCCCCCGCAGCCCCAAAGUCUGGGCCCAGGCCAUCCACGCCGUGGCCGACCGCCGCCUGACGCUGCGACAGGCCGCCCAGACCUACGACCUCCAGCCCGCCGCGCUGCAUCGUCUCGUGCGGCAGCACACACAGCGUCCGCCGCCGCCGUCGUCGCCGUCGCCCCGCGCCAGCCCCACGCACCCCAAGCGCAGCCACACGGCCAGCAACAACAACAGCAACAGCAGCAAGGGCUACGUGUUCCCGCGGCUGAACCCACUGGCGCUCGGCCACAGCAGUCCCGUGGGCGGCGUGUCGCUGCCGACCGUCGCGGCCGUUUUCGAGCUCACGCCCGAGAUCAACGACGAGAUCGUUGCUAUCCUCCGCGAGCAGUUUGUGCCCCAGUCACAGCAGCAGUCGCUGUACAGGAACCACAUGACCGACGCAGACGAGCGCUGCUACAGCCCGCGCGAGGGCUACGCCGACGCGGACAUUGUCGACGUCGUGCGGGCCAUUGUCGGCCGUAACGGGCGGCGCGUGCUGCCGGCGACGUUCCCCUCGGCCCAGUGGCUCGCCAUGUUCAAGCGCGAGAACGACUUUCUCGACUGCCAGCAGCAACAGCAACAGCAGCAGGAAGACGACCCCACGCGACGUGACCAGCAGCUCCGAUGGGCACCGAACCGCAGUCACCGUCAAGUCGCUGCGCCGCCCCCUCCGCUGUCGCCGCCGCUGACGAGUCCGGUCCAGCAACAACACGUGGCGUACGUGUGGGACAAUGUCGACGGCGCCAGUCGGCACGCGGACGAGCUCCACUGUCGGCCGUUCGAGCCGGUGCUGUCGCACCGCGAGCGAGACAGCAGUCGCAGUCGCAGCAGCACGUUCCGGCGCAGUCCCAGCGCCGAGGACAGUGCGGGGGGUCUCGACCGGAACUACCGGCAGAGCAAUCUCGUGCCGGCCAAAGUGUGGGAAGCGGCGAUGGAGGACGUGGCGAUCCACGGCAUGAGCUUACGCAAUGCCGCAAAAGCCCACGGCGUGCACUUUGCAGCGCUGCAUCGGCGCCUGAAGAAGCGCCAGCAGCACAAGCUCAACAUGCCGUGCGAGCCCAAUUACAUCCCGUUCGAAGACGAGGCAGGCGUCGUGCGUGUCAUCCACGCACGCGCCGAGAUGGGCGUGCUACUGACGUUCACUGAGCUCGUGGAUCUCCUGCAGCGGACAGCGCUCAAGCACCGACCGGACCUCCCGGAAGAUGUCGCCACGGCGCUUGUGCGUCGCUUCCAGUCCCGUGUCGAGCAGUCGGUGCGCCACUUGAUCCUGGACUGGCCAGCGCUGCCGAGCAACGUGCUGUACCGCCUUCGCACGACAGGCGGCAGCGAGAGCGACCAAUGCCGAUCAACCGCCGAGGGGUCUGCUGCUGCGGCCAGCAAUGGCAGCGACAGGAGUUUGCCGUUUCUCGUCAGUGGACGCAGCGGCGGCGGAACGUCGCUGUCGUCGUCGGGUUCGUCGUCGUCCCUAUCUUCGCACCCGGGAGCUGCGUACCCAGUGAUGCACAAGUCGCCUCUCGCUCCGACAUCAAAGUUGACGUGGAACACCCUCGAGGGAGGCUCCACCUGCACGACCGACGACGGCGUCAAUGGCUCUGUUGCAACAGUGUCACCGCCUUCCGACGACGGCGGAAACGCUCCAGUAACUGCUGCGUCGCUCUCGGAGACGGCGUCGAGACAGCCGUGCAUGGUUUAUCUCCUGUAA
Hyaloperonospora brassicae is the source of this 1809-nucleotide messenger RNA. NCBI's taxonomy places the organism in Eukaryota, Oomycota, Peronosporomycetes, Peronosporales, Peronosporaceae. The record is from the annotation of a GenBank genome assembly.